This is a messenger RNA of Strongyloides ratti, 1500 nucleotides long. RefSeq names its product GPCR, rhodopsin-like, 7TM domain and 7TM GPCR, serpentine receptor class w (Srw) family-containing protein. Gene Ontology annotation, cellular component: membrane. The coding region runs from base 1 to 1500 and encodes 499 amino acids. NCBI's taxonomy places the organism in Eukaryota, Metazoa, Nematoda, Chromadorea, Rhabditida, Strongyloididae. The transcript is spliced from 2 exons. The record is from RefSeq and is a predicted model, not a curated record. Gene Ontology annotation, molecular function: G protein-coupled peptide receptor activity.
AUGGCUCGAAAAUUAUGUCCAAAUGAUGUUUCAUUAUUUUCUGGAAAUGAUACAUUUACACAAUUAUCAUUACAUUAUUUAGAUCUUUUUUAUAAUUUUUAUGCUAAACCACAUGGAUAUAUAUGUUUAGUUAUUUGUAUUUUUGGUCUUGUUACAAAUUUUGUUCAUGUAAUUGUUUUGACUAGAAAAAAUCUUAGAAAAUCAGCCGUAAACUGUAUAAUGACAGCUGUUGCUUUCUGUGAUAUGGGAACAAUGUUUACAUAUUUAAUUUAUAACUUACAUUAUGUUCUUGGAUUUUCAUUUUCUACUAAAUCAUGUUCAAAUAAAAAUUCAUAUAAUUGGAAUAUAUUUUUAUAUAUUCAUGUUAUUGGAUCUAUUCUUCUUCAUUCAACAACAUUAUGGUUAGCUGUAGCAAUGGCAUUUUUACGUCGAAUUACUCUUCAAACAAAUUCAUUUAAUUCAUCAUGGCAAAAAGCAAAAAUAGCACGUAAAAUAUGUAUUGUAAUUUUUAUAUUUACAUUUAUAUCAAUUAUACCAACAAUAUUAGUUCAUAAUAUAGUUAAAUUAAAUAAAUGGUAUCCAAAAGAUGAAGGAAAAAAAUGUUUAAAUGAUUAUGGUGGAAAUGAAAAUAUAUCAUUUCAACGAUAUACAAUUGAUUUUCCUGAAUUUGUAUUAAAAGAUAAUUGUAGAAUAUUUAAAGGUAAUCUUUGGUUAUCAGGAAUAUUAAACAAAGUUAUUCCAUCUUUACUACUAUUUUUCCUUUCCUUUAGUCUAAUGUCAAAACUUAAAAUAGCCCAAGAGAAAAGGAGAAAACUUUUAGAAAAUGGUCAUAAACUUUCACAUGAUAAUACUAUGAAAAGAAAAUAUACUGAUAAAACUACUCCAAUGUUAUUAGCAAUAUUAAUUGUUUUUCUUAUGACAGAAGUUCCUCAAGGAGUAGUUAUGAUUAUCACUGCUAUUUAUACAAAUGAUGGUUUUAAUGUAUUAUAUAAAAAUUUAGCUGAUAUUUUAGAUCUCUUAUCAUUAAUUAAUUCAUCUGUCAAUUUUAUAAUGUAUUGUGUUAUGUCAUCAAGGUAUCGUGCCACAUUCCUUCAAGUUGUAUUAAAUCGUAAAUUUCAAAAUAUUAUUAUUAAUAAAAAUGGUAUUACAACAUUAUUUUUUACAAAAGAAUUUAUUCCAUCAACAUCUAAUGGUAAUCAAUUAUUAAAAAUGAAAAGUACUUCUUUACAAAAUAAUAUUAAUGAAGAAUUAAAUUUUUUAAAUAAAAAAAAAGAUAUUAUUAAUAAUAAAAAUGACAAACAAUCUGUAUCUAUUAAAAAAAUUGGUACUUCUCAAUAUAGAGGUAUGAAAAAAUUAAAAAAUUCAAUUGGAGAAAAAAAUUGUUUUGUAUAUGAGGAUAAAAAUCAAGACAUUACUAAUGUAUGUGAUACUAAUUCAAUUUUUGAAGAUAACAAAGAAGAAUAUUCUAUUGCAAAAAUAGAAGGUGAUAUUCAAAUAUAA